UUCGACGUCAGUUCAGUUCGUUUCGUACGGUGCCUCUGGAAUCACCGUUCGUUUGUGUCGCGCAAAAGGUACUAAGAGCAGCUGCUUGUAGGAAAAAAUCCUGAUCCCGUGCAACAAUUUGAGAAUAUCGGUUCCGCGCCGUGACACUCUGUCCCACCCGAGGGCCACACCAAUGCAGACGAGAGGAGGAUUCAGUUGGGGAAUAUCGCCGAAGAAAAACGUAUCGUAAAUCGCACCGGAUCGCAACCAGGGCUGAUCACCAGCACACGAAAAAACAUCAUUCGAAAGAAAGAUGGGUGGCCAAAAGUUCCAGUACGAUGAGAGUGGUGGAACUUUCUUUUACUUCAUUCUGUCGUUUCUGGCGCUGAUUCUGAUACCGGCCACUUUCUAUUUUUGGCCGCGAAAGAAAAAGGAAGACCCAGAACGCCACAAAGCAGAUUGCCAGUGCGAACCAUGCAAGAAAAAGCGCAUACUGAUAUCACAUUCCGACCCGUACAAGGGUGUGAAGGCGUUCUUCGUCAAGGUGCUCAUCGUCGGUGGGUGGGUACUGCUCGCAUUCUUGACCUAUAAAGUGUCCCAAUUCGACUACGAGAUGUCCAACUUUGAUCCGUAUGAAAUUCUUGGCGUUCCAUUGGGAUCCUCCCAGAAGGACAUCAAGAAAGCCUACCGCACUCUGUCGGUUAUUCUGCAUCCGGAUAAGGAAACUGGUGACGAAAAAGCGUUCAUGAAGCUCACGAAGGCUUACCAAGCGCUGACAGAUGACGAAGCACGAAAGAAUUGGGAAAAGUACGGCAACCCGGACGGCCCGGGAGCAACAUCGUUCGGCAUUGCGCUACCGUCGUGGAUCGUUGAGAAGGAGAAUUCAGUCUGGGUGCUGGGAUUGUAUGCGUUGGUGUUCAUGGUGGCCCUGCCCACCGUGGUGGGAACCUGGUGGUAUCGAUCGAUACGCUACAGUGGCGAUAAGGUGCUGCUGGACACGACCCAGAUGUAUUUCUACUUUUUCCACAAGACUCCUCAAAUGGCGCUGAAGCGGGUGGUGAUGAUACUGGCUGCCAGUUUGGAGUUUGAUAAGCGGCACAACACCAACGUGGUGGAAAGACAGUCGGAUAACGAGGAGGUUCCCAUGCUCAUCAGACAAUUACCGAACCUGAACGAAAAGUGUAAGGAACUUCCGUUGUGUCGAAUGUAUUCAAUCAAGGCUCGUGCCAUUCUACAUGCCCAUCUUAGUCGAAUGGCACUGAAUCAAGAUACGCUAGAUAAAGAUCGUCAAUUCAUCGUGAAAAAGUGUCCAUACCUAAUCCAGGAGAUGGUCAGCUGUGUUAACCAGUUGAUUAUGUUGGCUUAUGCUCGGAGAAUCUCCAAGCUCCCGACUAUAGAAACAAUCGAGAAUUGCAUGAAGUUGUCGCCGAUGAUUAUCCAAGGACUGUGGGAGUUCAAGAACCCUCUGCUUCAACUGCCACAUGUCACCGAGGAGCAUCUUCGGUAUUUCAUCUCGAAGAAGCCUCCGAUUCGCAAUCUUCAGCAGUUCGCCCAGUUACCGGCCGAGGAAAGUCGCUUGGUGUUGCGUAGCUUAAGCGACUUCGAGUACGAAAACGUGACGAAGGUGCUCGGCAAGAUGCCGCUGAUUGAUUUUGCUGUGAAGUGCGAAGUGGUGGACGACGAGAACUCCAACGUCGUGACGGCCGGAGCCAUUGUGACCGUGACGGUCGAGCUGGUUCGGAGGAGCAUGAGCGAGCUAUUCGGGGACACCACCGCCAAGGAGAAGCAGGGCAUAACUGAAGCAAAUGAUGACGGCGCUGAAGGUGACGAAAAUGGAGGUGGAGGUGAUGGUGCAGUGGCACCAAAGGACGAAAAGGAAGAUGCCAAGGCGAAGAAACCCGCCUGGCAGCCCAGAACAGGCGGCAAGGGACACAAGGGGAAGAGCAAAAGUGCGGCCAACAGAAAUAAACAUCGGCAGGCAGCGGCAGCUGCUGCGGCGCUCGCUCAAACUCAGGCCACUAAGAUUGAAAAGAAUAAAAUCAAUGGUAAAGUACGAAAGGAGGAAUCGGACGCUGACAGUGGCGCUGAAAGUGACAAUGAUCUAAGCUCAGACGAAGGGAAGAAGUCGUCCUUGGAAGACGACGAUGUCGAAUGGGAAAAGUUCCAACAAAAGAUAAACAAACGCGAGAAACUGGAAGGCAAAUCUAAGGUUUCCCACCCUGUGCACUGCCCACUGUUCCCUGAGGAAAAAUACGAAUACUGGUGGACAUACAUCUGCGACCGGAAGUCGCGCACCCUCCUGACCGCACCGUACCACGUCACCAAUCUGGUGCACCGGGAAGAAGUGGCCCUCAAGUUCACCGCACCGAAGUGGCCCGGCGUGUACGUUUUCACCGUCUGCCUCCGGUCGGAUUCCUACUUCGGAAUGGACCAGCAGGUCGACCUGAAGCUGGACGUCAAGGAAGCGGCCGCCAUCCCGACUGAACACCCGCAGUGGGACAUCAGCGACUCCGAGUCGGAGGCGAAUGAGCAGCAAGCCAACGAGAGUGAAUUCACUACGGAUUCGUCCGAUGCGGAGAAUGACGACCAUUAGUUUGUGGCGAGAGGGUGAGGGCGAGGGAAUGUGUGCGUGUAGAGUCCAUGCAAGAUUCAAUCAUAGUUGUUAUUAUUACUUUUCCCCGGAUUCAUACAAUAUUGUGUCUUUUCUGAGCAAUUAUCGUCGAAAUACUAUUUUGAUUAUUCAAAUUUAUAUUAGAAAAUGCUACACGUUAGGUCGGAACAUACGUUCUGAAUCAAUUUGAAACCCGUUCUUUGGUCAUUUAUUUGUCUACACAUGUAUUGACAUUUAAAACACAUUUUAAGUUGCUAUAUUUCAAGUUGAGGAAUGUCUACAGGAUGCCAUUCCAGAUCCACUGAAAAAAAUUGAUAGAAAGAUAUAUUGAAAACAUUUAAAUUGUAAAUUACUUUGUAUGAGCAACAAAGUAUGUAUGCAUGUUUUCUAGCAUUCUAAAAAUAAAACAUGAAAAUCUUACAGUUUUAUCAGAGAUUUUUUUAAAUAUACUUUUAAGGCCUUCUCAGAAUCCAGUAGCAAUCACAAUAACCAACUUGCUGUGACACGGAUUUUCAAGAGCCCAAUAAAUCUUCGUUCUUGAUUCAACGAAUUUGAUAUUUCAAUUGUGUGCUCAAUGUGGUGCAUAUUUAUUGAGAUUAAUGCAUCUGUAAAACAUCAGGGAGGAAAAAGGAAUGUGUUGGAAAAGGGGCCCUUGAAGAGGGCAUACAGCGCACAAGCGUAUAAGAGCUUAUAGCUCCUUACCACAUUGGGUUAUGAUGUCAAUUUCACUUAAAUAGUGAUUACCAAAUAUUGGGAAGCGUGGCUACACAUAAACUGAUCAGCUGAUAAGAACUUCUAUAAUCGGAUUCACAACUUUCACAGACAAAUGAUUCGUUGAAAAUUUUCUAUUAAUAAUUGUAAGUUUAAUAAGCUUCGAUUGAGACACGUGCAGUUCUGUUUAGACAGAUUAGCUAAAUAGUUUCUACUACCGGCGAUGACUGUUGUAUAACUUUAGUUCCACGACAAAUACAAACGACUCCAAUGUCGUUUGUGCUGAGAGACAGCCCGAAAGUGAAUCAACGCUACAGUUCUCAACAGGUUACUAACCUUCAGUAUCUCGUACACUCGACUGUCGAAAAAACAUUAUAAACAGUGUCGUAGGUUAAUAUGCUGCACGCACGAUUCGAUAGAUCAUGACACGAGAUUUCAUUUUCCACGGAUAUUGCUCAACCGUUCCAUAUGUUAUUGUUUCUUUUUAAUCAUUGACCCUGAACACAUUUAGCAAGUCCAUGUUAAGCUCAGAGAAAUUGAAUCCCACUGAUGAUGUCGAUAAUAAUGGCGGAUUGGAAAUAAUGAAGAGUGACAGUUAAAACAAAAUGCACCGGGGAUAAAGCACUUUUUUAUAUAAAACAGAAACCACUACAAUGCGCUUGGUUAGAAGCGAAAGACUACAAUAUUUCUAGAGAAAAUUUUGGGUAAAAGUAAGUUAGAUUAACAAACAACCACAAAUGAAAUGCAUAGUUAUGUAGUGUUUAAAAACUGGAGAAAAAACCGUAACAACAUUACAUACAAUCACAAUUAUAGAACAUUAAAAGUCUGUCAUACAAUUAUA
Armigeres subalbatus is the source of this 4142-nucleotide messenger RNA. RefSeq names its product translocation protein SEC63 homolog (gene Sec63). Gene Ontology annotation, cellular component: Sec62/Sec63 complex. Bases 293 to 2572 code for a protein of 759 amino acids. The record is from RefSeq and is a predicted model, not a curated record. Lineage: Eukaryota; Metazoa; Arthropoda; Insecta; Diptera; Culicidae. The transcript is spliced from 8 exons. Gene Ontology annotation, molecular function: RNA binding; transmembrane protein transporter activity. Gene Ontology annotation, biological process: SRP-dependent cotranslational protein targeting to membrane; post-translational protein targeting to endoplasmic reticulum membrane.